Messenger RNA from Strigops habroptila (Kakapo), 2420 nucleotides. RefSeq names its product putative short-chain dehydrogenase/reductase family 42E member 2. The coding region runs from base 508 to 1935 and encodes 475 amino acids. Gene Ontology annotation, molecular function: 3-beta-hydroxy-Delta5-steroid dehydrogenase (NAD+) activity. The record is from RefSeq and is a predicted model, not a curated record. NCBI's taxonomy places the organism in Eukaryota, Metazoa, Chordata, Aves, Psittaciformes, Psittacidae. The transcript has 12 exons. Gene Ontology annotation, biological process: steroid biosynthetic process.
UGCCUGCACUUCAUUCAUCUUGGAAGCCAGAGAACAACCCUUAACCCCCAGUUAAGUCUCUGCAAAUACGUGAUUGGGUUGGGGAUGAAGACAGAAAAGUCAGGAUGAAAGUGCUAAGUACCACUGCCAAACAAGAUUUUAUGUUUCUUCUUUUUAUUCAAAUUUAGAUUGAAAACUGCAGGUAGAAGGAGGCUCUGCUCUUAGAGAGGAUGUAUCCCACUAAAGUUUCACACAACUGCGAGAGAGAUUUACUUUUAAGCAUUAGUGUUAAGAAUUUCUUUCCUGUUUUCUUUAGUUAAGAACCUUUUUCUCUGUACUUUAUAAAAAGUGUGAGAUGUUUUAGUAAUCUAGUACAAUUUAUCUACAGAAUGUUGGUACCAAUAGUAUAUUUGUGUUGUCUAGUGUCUUACCAAUACUUUUACCAGGUAAUAGUAAGAGAUACCAUCCUACUUAGAAGGGUCUGAUGUGGAGAAAAUAUUUCCUUUUUCCUGAAAAGGAACAUGAAUUAUGUAUACAUUAAGCCCUGCCCUUUUUUGGCUCCCCGCCCAGCCACCAGCUACAAAGGAGCAGGAACAGCAAAAGGGCCUGAGCACACGUGAACAUCUCUGUCUGACAGUACCAGAUGCCCUUGUGUUACUAAUUGUCCAGCAAAGAGAAAUCUCACCAUCAUACUUGGACAGGAAGGACUGGGAGAACGCUGACAUCCAGGAUUCUACCAAGGUCGUGAUGCAAGAAGGAUUCACAGAAGAGCUCCACAGCAGCCGACCAUGUGAGAGCAACCUAAAUGAGCAUGCUGGACUACUGGUUAACAGAAGCAGAAAAACAAUGGUGACAGGAGGUGGAGGCUACCUGGGAUACAAUCUGGGAUGUGCUCUUGUUAGGUCAGGAAUUGCUGUUGUUCUGUUUGAUGUACGGAAACCUAAAUGGGAAAUGCCAAAUGGAGCAGAUUUUUUCAAGGGUGAUGUGAGGGAUUACGAUGCAGUGUUCACAGCAUGUGAAGGGGUUGACUGUGUUUUUCAUGUGGCUGCAUGUGGCAUGUCAGGAUUAGAACAACUUCAAAAGAAAGAUCAGAUUGAAUCCAUAAAUGUGGGAGGCACAAAAAUAAUAAUUGAUGUCUGCAAACAAAGAAAUAUCCCUAGACUGAUAUAUACCAGUACAGUGAACGUGGUAUUUGGAGGGAAUCCUAUUGAAGAAGGAGAUGAAGAAACUGUGCCAUAUUUUCCACUGGAAAAGCAAUUUAAUCAUUAUUCUAGGACAAAGGCAAUUGCAGACCAAAUCGUUCUUGCUGCUAAUGGAACUUUACUCAAAGGAGGGGAUAAGCUCCAUACUUGUGUGCUGCGUCCACCAGGCAUAUAUGGACCAGACGAGCAGCGCCAUCUGCCACGAGUAGCCGUAAAUAUCCAGCGGAGAUUAUUUAACUUCAAGUUUGGGAAUCACAAAGUUCAGAUGAACUGGGUUCACAUAGGAAAUCUAGUACAAGCUCACUUACUAGCUGCUGAGGCUCUCACCUCUGAGAAGGGAUAUAUAGCCAGUGGCCAGGCAUAUUACGUACAUGAUGGUGAAAAUGUUGUAUUUUCUGAAUGGAUAGUCCCUUUAUUUGAAAAAUUAGGCUACAGAAAACCCUGGAUACAUAUUCCCAUUCUCCUCGUUCAUAUAGCAGCCACUGUGAUGGAGUAUCUGCACGUGAUACUAAAGCCUGUUUUUAGCUUUACACCUUUCUUGACAAGGAAUGAGGUGUGGAACGUUACUGUAACUCACACUUUCCGAAUAGACAAAGCACGAAAUCAGCUGGGUUACAAACCAGAGAAAUUCUCAUUCGCUGAUUCUGUGGAUCAUUAUAUUAAAACAAGACCUACUUGCCAAGAAGAUCACUUGCUCCUUAAAAUGCUGUUUGCUUUUGUCAUUUUAAGUUUGAUCAUUCUUUCUUUCUUCUAAAAUUGAAUAACCUGUUCCAGAAAACCUAAUUUUGUUUCCGAGUAUUAAUGAUCUGGUCGUAGUACAUUCCUCAGUCAUUAUGGACUUUAUUAUGCUUAAGAUGACACCAACCCCACAAAAGUGAAAAUACAGGACACAUCAGGAAAUGUUGCCAAAGAACAACACAGUGUCACAAAAUCCAAGGAGUUCACCGCUAUUGGGUGCAGGAAUUGUUUUAAUGGAUUUUCAUUAAUUGAUUGUGCUGAGAAUGAUUUUUCUGAAAAUGAUAAUUCUGGAGGGUAAGAAAUUGGAAGAAGAGGAACCAUUGUGGGACUGCAGUGCUGUAACAAGUCCGGUAGCGCCGAUGAAGAGAAGGUUGACUGAACUCCUCUGACGAAGCCGCUGCUACAGCUACUGUCUGUUAGUAUGAGGAAUUAUGAAGACCUGGGAAAUAGUAUGAACAAUAUGAGAAGUAAAUAUUUAUAAAUGACAGGUGGUGAGAGGAC